AUCGGAAAUACCGAAAGGACAGCUGGAAAAAUGCAUAUCUCCAAUGGAGAUAUUUUAUCUACUAAAACUAGAGCUAUACACUGUGAAAUUUUGACUCGAAAGUGUGUUAGUAGCAAUAGUGUUAGUGCACACUCGAUGAAGUUUGUUAGUCAGAGAAGUCUGCAGAAAGCAAUGGAUAAUGCCAAAUGCGAUCUUGAUUACAUGCUCAGUCAAUCUUCACACACAAAUCAUGCUUCAGAAACUUCCAAACAUCUUAUGAAAAUGAAAAAUACAAGAGCAAUGCUCAGCAGUUCUUCAAGUCAAAACAGCUAUGCAGUCAAAACAAGUAAUCUUGUUAAAAGACAAGAUCAUAUUCUUGGAUCUGAAGAAAUGAUAUCUUCUGGAGAAAGCAGAGGCACUCAAUCAAAAGUGCACAUUCCAGAGAACAGGAUUUCAAUUUCUGAAAAUUUGGGCCAAAAUGGAAAUGGGGAAGUGUCAAACAAAGAGUAUUUGAGUGAAGAUGAUCUCAAGUGGCUUGGAAAGAAUUACAGUAUUAAUGGUAGUGGAAAAGCUAUUUUCAAAAACAUGAAAUCCAAACUUGAUUUUGAAACCAGAAGUGAAAGAGUUACUCCUCCAUUACUUAGGAAAUCUGAGGGAAAUGAAAGUAACAUUCAUAAAACAGCUACUGAUUUAAUAAACCGUGUUCAAGUACGCGAACAACAGUUGUGGAGACAGUUGGCAGAAAUGUCUCUCACUUCUGUUCCAUCUUCUAGUUCUUCUGCAGGGAAAGAUUUAUCUUUAGAGAGCUACAGGCCACAAUUAAAUUAUUUAUCAGAAGAAAAAAUUGCGGUUAAAGAUAUUUUAGACUUACAGAAUUGCACUGAGAUAUCCUCGACUUCCUUGAACAACAGAAUUCCUACUAGUACAGAAAACAUAGUUUCUUUGCUUGGUGAAGAAUGGCUUAACAAUCUUUUAAGAGCCGAAUUGGGAAUAUCAGAAGAUGAGCGAAGAUGAGUGUAUUUAUCAUUAGGUUGAUGCAUUUCUGCUGAAUUUCUAAAUCAAUUAUUUUUCUCUAUUGUGUUUUUAUAAAAAUGCU
This is a messenger RNA of Daphnia pulicaria, 1075 nucleotides long. RefSeq lists its product as uncharacterized. The record is from RefSeq and is a predicted model, not a curated record. Lineage: Eukaryota; Metazoa; Arthropoda; Branchiopoda; Diplostraca; Daphniidae. The coding region runs from base 31 to 993 and encodes 320 amino acids. The transcript is spliced from 2 exons.